Molecule: messenger RNA, 1500 nt
Organism: Fonsecaea multimorphosa CBS 102226
Lineage: Eukaryota; Fungi; Ascomycota; Eurotiomycetes; Chaetothyriales; Herpotrichiellaceae
Exons: 7
Coding region: 1-1500 (499 amino acids)
Cellular component (GO): nucleus
Molecular function (GO): RNA binding
Source: RefSeq, a predicted model, not a curated record
AUGGAAAUGGGGAAAACGACCAAAUCUCCUGCUCAGCGCCAGUUGCGUUGCUGCGCUUUGCCUCAUUCAAUUCGACACGACUUCCAUAUUGGUCGCUUGAUUAUUUGCUGUACUCUUCGCGGCACCCGCACCCAAUCAGUCACCUUGUCACCUCCGGCUUUUGAUCGACGAGACUCGCCCACCACGGCGUUGUCGAGAUUUAACCAAUCCUUCGACAACGACGACACCGACCGCGACCACGAGGACAAGAUAUACAUUGCUCCGCCGCCUCAUUCUCCCAGGUCCGAAGCGUCAUCCUCGAGCCCUCCCUCUCCACGCCCACCUCCCUUCUCCUCUCUCUACUUCCCAACCGACGCCGAGCUCGACCGCAUCAGAGCUACUGUCGCCGAGGCUCACAGCGACUCGCUUCUAGCCUCUGCCCCGGCACCCUCCUUCGAGGAGGCUCUCGCCGAAGACGAACCCGGGUCCAAGGCUGAGCGUGAGACCAAAGCUGCCCUCCCACAAGAUACAAAGGCUCAGUCUUCCUCGGGCAAAAACGUUGACGACGGAGAGCCGCCACCACCUUAUACCGAAGGUUCUAGUCCGCUAGAGUCGUUCACAUACCUCAUGGCGGCAGCAGGCGGUGCGGCCAGCAUCAUUACACAAGUCCAGCAAACAGGCCCACCAAUCAAUACUCUAGGAGGCGAGGCAGCGGCUGAUGAACACAUCACGUUGGACUUGAGAGGAACGCAUUUCACUCUUUCCCGCGAUGAAUUGUUGACUCUGCCCGAAUUUGUGUUGCUAUCAUUAUUCCCCAAUGGUCUCCUCCCGGAUGGUCACAUGAACUCGUUUCAUGAAGGCGAUGUCUAUCCCGUCGACUAUGACCCAGCCUCCCUACAGUAUAUGUUAAACUUUUUCCGAGAUGUGGCCCAAUCAAUACCCUCCACAUCUCCCUCCCCAACCACUCCACCAGAACAUGACCCCAUAUCGAUCGAACCGUUACAGGGUUCGACCAAGGAUAUGCUUCAGGACCGUGCGGGGAUCAUUGUCUUGAGGGAAGACCUCGACUUCUACGUCAUUCCUCCUCGUGCGGAUAUUGAGCAGCCGGAAAUGACAGAAAUCAAACGUGCCGCCGGGAAAUCCUUGCUCAAGCAAGAUGGAAUCUUCUCCGGUCUUAAGCGGAGUGAAGAAGCAGGCACGACUGAGCAACAUUUGAUUGAAAUGUUAACCGCAGGCGGCUUUAACCAUGACGAUGCUUGGGGCCAUCGAGCUGGAGAACCAAACAAGGCCGUCAUUUGCAGCUUAGCUCUUGCAAGACUGCGGACUGAUAUCAAGGGAGAUUUGGCAGGGAGCAACGUUGUGGGCAUGGCUCAAAAGCUACUGCUGUUCUGGCGCAAGCCCGCUCGGAGAUGCUGGUGGGAGGGCGUUGAGCUGACUGAUGUGGAGGGAGUCGAGGGUAAACUGAAAGUAUGGAUUCGAAGAGUGUGGACGCUCGAGAUGAGCGUGAUCGGCCUACGAUGA